Messenger RNA from Salmo salar (Atlantic salmon), 1373 nucleotides. Its product is annotated as parkin coregulated gene protein-like. The record is from RefSeq and is a predicted model, not a curated record. Lineage: Eukaryota; Metazoa; Chordata; Actinopteri; Salmoniformes; Salmonidae. Gene Ontology annotation, molecular function: Hsp70 protein binding; Hsp90 protein binding. Gene Ontology annotation, cellular component: vesicle; cytosol; neuron projection.
AUGUGCACAAACAUGAGAGCCCUGGAGCUGAAAACCAAAGGAUUUACGGUGAAGUCAACAAUGAAGAACUCCAUGGCAAUUGGACCGCCGGCAGUGGGGGUCUUCCGGGAGAGGCCGGCCAAGCCCACUGCGUUUUGCAAGUUCUACGAGCGAGGAGACUUCCCCAUCGCUCUGGAGCAUAACACCAAGGGAAACCAAAUCGCAUGGAAGGUGCAGAUGGAGAAACUUGACUACCACCAUUACCUGUCUCUGUUCUUCGACGGACUGUGUGAGACGGUGCACCCCUACGACUUCUUUACCCGCCUGGAGGUCCACGACAUGCUGGAGCACGGGGACAGCGAGAUCCUGCCAGUCAUCCCCCAACUCAUCAUCUCCAUCAAGAAUGCCCUGAACACACGGAAGAGGCAGGUGAUCUGCACCAUGUUGAAGAUGCUGCAGCACCUGGUGGUGUCUGAAGACAUGGGAGAGGCCCUGGUGUCCUACUACAGACAGAUCCUAGCUAUCCUCAUCAUCUUCAAGAACAUGAACAUCAACUCGGGGGACGGCCUUGACUACAGCCAGCAGAAGAGGGAGAACAUCAGAGAGCUGAUCCAGGAGACCCUGGAGGUGUUUGAGCGCUGAGUGGGCGAGGACGCUUUUAUCAACAUUAAAUACUUGGUGCCCACCUACGAGUCCUGCAUGCUCAACUGAAUGGAUGGACACAGUUGCAACCACCCAACAUCAUUAACUCACUCUCAACCCUUCAACCACCCAACAUCAUUAACUCACUCUCAACCCUUCAACCACCUAACAUCAUUAAAUCACCCUUCAACCCUCAACCACCCAUCAUCAUUAACUCACCCUCAACCCUUCAACCACUCUACAUCAUUAACUCACCCUUAUCCCUUCAACCACCCAACAUCAUUAACUCACCCUCAACCACCUAACAUCGUUAACACACCCUCAAGCCUUAAACCACCCAACAUCGUUAACUCACCGUCAACCCUUCAACCACCUAACAUCAUUAAUUCACCUCAACCCUUAAACCACCCAACAUCAUUAAAUCACCCUUCAACCACCUAACAUCAUUAACUCACCCUCAACCACCCAACAUCGUUAACUCACCCUCAACCCUUAAACCACCCAACAUCAUUAAAUCACCCUUCAACCACCUAACAUCAUUAUCUCACCCUCAACCCUUCAACAACUUAACAUCAUUAAUUCACCCCUCAACCACCCAACAUCAUUAACUCACCCUCAACCACCCAACAUCGUUAACUCACCCUCAACCCUUCAAUCACCCAACAUAAUUAAAUCACCCUUCAACCAACCAAUAUCGUUAACUCACCCUCAACCACCCAACAUCGUUAACUCACUCUCAAGCCUUCAAUCAC